Molecule: messenger RNA, 1348 nt
Organism: Hypoxylon trugodes
Lineage: Eukaryota; Fungi; Ascomycota; Sordariomycetes; Xylariales; Hypoxylaceae
Exons: 1
Coding region: 358-1137 (259 amino acids)
Source: RefSeq, a predicted model, not a curated record
AGGUAAUCAACGACGAAGAACUAUUACCGGCUUUCUGGAAAACGGCUGCCGAGCAUGUGUGAAAUAAGUCGUGGUCUCGGGUUUCAACAUCGGCCGCAAAGUCCUAGAAUGUUGAAAACGAUAUGGCGUAGUCAAGUUCAUUCCUUCUCCUAUUCUUCCUCCCCUCUCCUAUACUUUAGAAGACUGGACGAGACAUACGCCCAAGACCAGGCCUACCCCGUACAACGUAUAUCGAAUCAAUCGCCUGUCUGUCUACGGCGCUGUCCUACGGUCAACACGAGGCAAGGCAAUGGUGGAGACCUCCAUCCGAGUUACCACAAUAGAACCUUAUAAGUCGAUCCGGCAUACCCCGUCACCAUGGCGCCCAAGAGUAUUAAGCCAGAGGGGGAGCCCGCACAAGAUAGUCCAAAUCAAGACAGUUCACAAGAUAAAUCCACUACGAAGAACAACUACUUGAGAGAUACUAUAGAUCCUCAGCGUAACCCAUUCAGUAUGACUUCGGGCAGCCAGCCUUGUACCUUCGCGGACAUAGCGAUCUCCUACCGCGUUUACAUCCUCGACGACCUCCUCGCAGAACCCCAGGAAAUCGUCCACGAUUGGAGUCGAAACCUCCUGUACAUCUGCCAACGUCACCGACAAGGCAAUAACUUCGCGCCCAUCGAACAAUCCCACGACAUCUGUGUAUUUGACAUCUCUAUCGGAGAAAUCAUUGCCUCGAUCGAUAUUAGUCCCUAUAGUGGACCACAUUGUAUGGAACUGGAUCCAUCGUGCGCUUACCUCCACGUCCACGUAGAUGGAGGGGUCAUCUGGAUCGAUCCGGAAUCGAGAGUCGUUACCAACUUCGAGCCGGCACAAAAGAGGAGGCGUCAGGAGAGAACAACCGAAGAUAUAAUUGCCGAAAUCGACCUAAGAUCUGGAAAGAUGCGUCAGAGAGUCAAUGUCCCUGAAGGUGAUAGACACUCCAGCGACGGACGGCAUGUGACCUUUUCUGCCCCUGCGAUUCGAUUCGCAAGCCGAUCGUCAAGCGGCGGACUGCCGGUGGUUGAUGUCGGAAACGAUCUAGUCGUGGAAGCGAUCAAAGCCAAAUUCUCGGUUAGGACGAUCUAUGCCACCUCUAGAACUGUCAUGCUAGUUUGAAGGGCCUUGUCGCUUUCGCGGUGGUAAUAAAAAUAAUGAUUAUGGGCCGAAAAGGAGGUCGGAAUUAAGGCGCGGAAUUACAUCAAGAGCCACGCUGGCAUGGCUACAAUUGGCACAGAACGGGGAUAUUUCAAUAUGGUCAUCUAUAAAUUAAUCAUACAACGAUGUAACUUUCCUUAAUGAUUAUUUUAAUAAAACUUCUCGAAUCACA